Messenger RNA from Cyphellophora europaea CBS 101466, 666 nucleotides. RefSeq lists its product as uncharacterized. Bases 1 to 666 code for a protein of 221 amino acids. The record is from RefSeq and is a predicted model, not a curated record. The transcript has a single exon. NCBI's taxonomy places the organism in Eukaryota, Fungi, Ascomycota, Eurotiomycetes, Chaetothyriales, Cyphellophoraceae.
AUGGCGGAAGGUAAAGCUAUUCCUUUGUCACAAUCGCGCCAUGCCUUGGCCUGUAUCAAACUAGCAUCCACCACUAUUGUCCGCCUUGAAUCGAACGCACUUGCCAUGCCGGAUGUUCCUCUGUCAUGGAGCACCACCUACACGCUAUUCUUGGCGAUAAUGUGUCUCGUGUUUCUGAUAUCAGCACACAAUGGCACUUCUCAUCCCAGUGAGGCGUGGCAUAGAUGCGAGACUGGCAUUCGACUCCUCACCAAGAACGCCUGUGUCGAUAAUUGCGCAGCGACUUGUCUCAAGCUGCUCAGAGAGGUGGUUCGACAGCUGAACCACACGGUUGACUUCAACUUCGAUCACAUUCAGGAUACGAGUAGCAGGAUUUGUGCGUCAGCAUCUUCCGAGAAUGACUUCACAAUACCAAACUUCGAGCCUUUGGAUGCAUGGCUGAGUCCGGUAGGAAGGACGAGGCGGGCGGCCACACAUGAGUUGGCAGAAGCAGCGAGAAAUUCGACAGCAACUUCGCCAGUACCGAACGAGCGACCUAUGGAUGCAGACACGAUGCUGGCGCACGCUGAGGACCUGGCUGUUGGAAUUGAUCUUGAAGCGGUGCUGAACAAUCAAGGCUACGAAGCUGCUCUCUUUGCCUCUGCGGACACGAACAUUCAGAGUUGA